CGCGGAGCUUUCAUUUGAAAUAGACGUAUGUAGACGUGGGCUCGGUUAAAAUCUCCUCAAUCUUAAAACCAGUUAAACUAUUCGAAAGCAAAUAUGGAUGAUAAGACCAUAGAUUCUAUAUUUGCGGGCUCCUUGGAGUCCCUGCCUCCGGUCAGCUCAAAAAUUGUGCGAAUUUUCACUAGUUCCACAUUUACGGACACCACCAUGGAAAGGAACUCGCUAAUGGCCAAGUGCUAUCCUCGCAUUAAGGAUUAUUGUCGGGAGAAGCACGGUUUGGAAUUUCAGGUCGUGGAUAUGCGUUGGGGUGUUCGUGACGAAGCCACCGAUGAUCACAUGACCACUGAACUGUGCAUGCGCGAAAUUAAGAACUGCCAGCGACUUUCAAUGGGUCCGAAUUUUGUUGUUUUUUUAGGCCAGAAGUACGGCUAUCGGCCAAUCCCGACCUAUAUCCUUUCGUCGGAACUGCAAUUGAUCUGUGAGGAGCUAACAUCGAUGGGUGUGGAUCGAGCCCUCCUGGAUUUGUGGUAUAAAAAGGAUAGCAACGCAGUGCCACCCAUUUCAGUUUUACAGCCCAUUUCGUCGAUUCUCAUCAACUUCAAUAAUAAGCGGGUUCCCAAACUGCAAGCCGAGGAUCAGGCCAUAUGGUGGGACACCUUGGGCAAGAUGCAAAAAUUACUCAGAAAGGCAGCUGCCUCGUUGGGUGCGAGUGGCAAAAUGGACAAAGAUGCAGUGCAUAAUUAUUUUAUGUCAGUUACCGAACGUGAAGUCAUCAACGGCGUCCUCAAUGUUAAGAACACGAAAAACCACUGCCUGGCCUAUGUCCGUUACAUCAACAACAUCAAUCUGCAGAACCUGAAGAAGGCCUCGCUGUUCGUUGACAUCAUCAACCGCAGCUUGGAUACAGAGUCGGCCAAGUUAUUGGGUGACUUGCGGGACAAUCGUUUGCCGGCGAAAAUCGAAUCGAGUAACAUGCAGAAGUACACUGUCGAGUGGAUAGGGCGCGAGGGCCUUGACAUUGAAACGCAUGAGGAGUACUUGAACCACUUCAUAUCGCACUUCUACAAGAACAUCGUCAAGUUGGUGGAUCGGGCGAUGCGCAAGGAGGACUCCAGCGCACAGGGACAGAUAGUCACUGAAAUCCUUCAGCAUUUGCACGCUUGCAACAAUUCGGUUAAGGUGUUUUAUGGACGCGAAGAGAGUCUAGAAAAAAUCAAGCGUUACAUGCUGGAGGAUUCAGAUAAACCACUUGUCCUUUAUGGCGAAGGAGGUUGUGGCAAGACCUCACUCUUGGCUAAGACGGCCGCAUUGGUUGCCGGCGAGUGGUUUGCAGACAAAAGGCCCGUCAAUAUAAUACGCUUCUUGGGCACCACACCGGACUCCAGCGCCCUGACCCCCACGCUCAUAUCGAUUUGUCAGCAGAUCUCCUACAACUACCUUCUGCCCUUCGAGAAUAUCCCCGACGAUUUGGUACCUUUAACAGCACACUUUAAGCAAUUACUAACUUAUGCAAGUCCGAAUCAGCCAUUGACCCUAUACUUGGAUUCUGUAGAUCAGCUGACCGGCACACAAGACUCCAACAAUGUGUCGUGGAUACCGACGCGACUGCCGCCCCAUUGCAAGAUCGUUAUAUCCUGUGCGAACGAAGAAAGCAACCCCGUUGUCUCGCGCGAAUACCAUGUGCUGCGAAAAAUGAUCGACGUGGAAGAGAACUUUAUCGAGGUCACCGCCUUGGGCGAGGAUCUGGCCAUGAAUGUCAUCAAGAUGUGGAUGAAGACAGCGUGCCGAGAUCUGAACAACUAUCAGUGGCGUCUGGUGGCUAAUGCCAUAAGCAAAUGCUCGCUCCCGAUCUUUGUGAAGUUGGUAUUCGCCGAAAUAUGCCGCUGGCGCUCCUACACUCGGCCCCAGGAGACACACUUGGCGAACAACGUCAUGGACUCGAUCAUGCUACUGUUCGAAAGGGUUGAGAAACAGCACGGGCGUAUCCUUGUCUUCCAUGCACUGGCAUACAUAACGGCUUCGAAAUCGGGUCUCUCCGAGAGCGAAUUGGAGGAUUUGAUAUCGCUUGACGACAAGGUACUCGAUGACGUCUAUCAGUACCAUUUGCCGCCCGUCCGACGCAUACCACCCCUAUUGUGGACCCGAAUACGCAACGACUUGCCCAAUUACCUGAGUGAGCGAGAAGCAGAUGGCGUCAAUGUCAUGAACUGGUAUCACAGGCAGUUCCGCGACACAGCCAAGGAGCGCUACUUCAAGAACAUGAACAUGGCUAUGUACUUCCAUUCGAUGAUUGCCGAUUACUAUCUGGGCAUUUGGGGUGGUGGUGUGCCCAAGCCUUUCAAGUUUACGGAGAUCCAAAGGCACCGGUUCGGUCUGACGGAGAAAGAGGGCGCUGCCGAUCGUAAGGUGCCCAUCCAGCCAUUGGUGUUCACCAGCAAGGAUGGCAGCGCUAAGAGAUACAAUUUGCGCAAGUUUGGCGAACUGCCCUUCCACUUCGUCCGAUCUCGACGUUUCAAGGAUUUGUUCGAACAUGUUCUUUUCAACUAUGAGUGGCUGCAUGCCAAAUUGUCUAGUUGCCCCCUACAAGCAGUAUUGGCCGACUUUGAAGAUGCCUCCUGCAACACCGAGGACAAAGAGGCGAAAAGGGAACUGAUGCUGGUGGCUGACGCCCUCCGAUUGGGUGGCGCCAUAUUGGCUGUCUACCCGAAUAUGUUAGCUCCGCAGCUGAUCGGGCGCCUGUUGCCGGAAAUUGGAGGUAAUGCAAACAUAAAAAUGUUGCUCCGAGCGUGCGACCAGUGUGGCCCAAAGGACUGUGCCUUGAUACCCGUGAACCAUUGCCUGCAUACGCCAGGCGGUCCUCUGAAGUACUCCUUGGAGGGACAUCAGUUUGCAGUUUUUGGCUUUACGCUGACAAGUGACAUGCGUUACAUGGUCUCCAUUUCCACUCACUUCAUAACCUUUGACCUCUCAACGUCAGAUCUAACGCGGGACGUCAAUCCGGGCAUUGAGGGUAUAAUGCAACAGCUCGUUCUGAGUCCCGACAACAAAUGGGCCGCAGCUUAUUCCAACAACAAUCAGACUGUAUUGCUCAACAUGCUCUCCAGUGAGUUUGUGGUCAUAGACACGCCCUUCGAUGAGAACGACGGACCCAUAAGUAGUCUGUAUCUGAUUAACCAGAGUUUGUUCAUAACAUGCAAGCUUAAAUGGGCCCAGUUCGAUAUGCGCGGCAAUCUAGUGGACAUCUUUGCAGUUCCCGGCAGUUGCGUGGGAUGGGAAAUUCUGAACAUGGAAUUCACAACGCCCAAUGAUUACAAUGUAACGUUUUGGUCGGGAUCGAUUAACGAGACCCGCAUACGGUUUGGGUCGUGUCGCCGAGGGGAUCUGUACACCGAACCGUUACAAUUCUACAGUGCCUUGGCCCUUAACAAGGCCAGAGAUCGGCUCUAUGGCUGUGCCAAUGAGGACAACUAUGAAGUUAGUGUCUAUCGCUUUGUGGAUGGUUCGGAGGAAAAUUCAUCCAUAGACUGGAGAUUGGAAGAGUCGUUGCCACGUUACGAAAACGACGAAAAGGAAAUGCUACUACAAUUGCGUCUAGACCAGAAGGAUCGCAUGCUCUUGGGCACCGCCGGCAAGGGGUUUGUCCUUUGGGACUUUGGUGAUCGGGAAGGCAACCGACUCAGCGAUCGUGCCAUGUACUUGGCAUUGCCUCACGGAGUUCGCAAUAUCACGACCAAAAUAAUGCAAUCCAACUCCAUAAUGGUCAGUUCGAAGAUGGACUACGCCGUCGCUGGGGUGCGAAAGAAUCUUUACGUCUGGUGUUUGCAAAGCCUGCAGCUGGCAAAGGUGCUGGAUGCUCAUUUCGGUCGCAUAAUUCAGUUGGAGGCCCUGACGAUCGGCAAUUGGAAUAACGUUGUUACAUCGUCAAUCGACCGUUCGGUUAAGGUUUGGAACAUAAACAACAUUUUCGAAAAGGUGCACGUCAUCGAUCGGCAUGAGCUUCAAAUCGAUGAUAUAAGCCUUUCAGAGGUCGACUUGGCCGUGACAGUAACGAGAAGUUGUGUUGGUGUGUGGGAGACUCGCACCGGCAGGCUCAUAACCAAAUUGGCGGACAGCCCCUUGGGUGCCAUUGUGACCCAUGCAGAAAUCACCCCCGACGGUCGCUACAUCGUCUCGUCGGAAACGGGUAAGUUUCUCAUAUGGAACCGGGUCUCCGAACAGGUCAUAUACAGAGACGACCAGCCCGGCAUUCAGCAAAUCACUUUCAUGGACUAUGGCUAUAAGGUCAUGACGGUGUCGUGCCCGAAUUUAAAUCAGAAGGAAUCAAAAGAAGGAGAGGAAAGCGGCCGGUUAAUGGCCACAACCACUGUAAGAUCAGUACCUGACGGCUCUAUUCUGUUCCGUUUCGAAUACCCCAUACGAAUGGUGCCCGGUUUAUCGUUCCGUCAGUCGGUGAUCUCGGCCGACGGGGCGCACAUAAUUGCUUGUUCGGUGGAUAAAUCGAACAAGGAUUGUCUGGCUGUGUAUAGUGCCUCAAACGGCACAUUCGUUACAAAGGUCCUGCUCAAAGGUUGUAACAUCAAGGAAGUCAUCUCCCUCGUCCCCAUGCCCCACAAGGCCUCCCAAAUAGCGGUGAUAAGCAGUGAAAAGGGCAACAUCAUUGACAUAAAAACCAAGAAGAACAUACGCUCCAUACCGAAAUGGGGUGGCAGCAUCACAAAGGACGGCAAGUGUGGCCUCUAUGCGCCGACUCGUGGUGGCCUCGAAAUGCUAGAACUACGUAAGGGCACUACGGUCAAGACCUUCAUACCCAAAGUUGCCGAGGGUGUAUUUUCGGUGAUAUGCAUCUUUACGGAAAACGACGAAUACGUGUGCUAUUACCACAGUGGACGCAAAACCAUCCGCGUAUUCCGCACUUCGGAUACCGAAAUGAUCGCCAACUAUCGAAUGCAGGCCGAGUUGACGGCAAUAAAAAGCAGCAAAGAUGGCCGUUGUCUCGUUCUGGGCACAGUGGAUGGAUGUCUGUCAACGCUGGCCAUCGUGGACCCCAACAAGGAAGGCAUGGUCGAAUGGUUGAAUGCCUUGCCGUCACGAGAUGAGAAUUGGAAAGCUAAACUAGCAAAAAUGAAGGCCAAGGUUGGCUUCAAAGCUGCUAUUCGAGUUGCAACCAUUUCGUCCCGGUUUGACAACCAAAAAUCGAAGCCCAAGGAGUUGAAGGAUGAUACAGAGGAGGCAGAAAAUGCCGAGUCGGGCGAAGAAUCUUAAGCUGAAUUAGUUUAGACUGUUGUUGUUGCUGUUGCUGUUAAUGUUACACUGUUACACAAUAUACAAUGCGUUGUAUUUGUUGCUUUAUUUUCGCUUUGACAAAAUAAAAAUAGAUAUAUUUAAAUAACUAA
This is a messenger RNA of Musca domestica (house fly), 5390 nucleotides long. RefSeq names its product NACHT and WD repeat domain-containing protein 2. The transcript has 12 exons. The record is from RefSeq and is a predicted model, not a curated record. NCBI's taxonomy places the organism in Eukaryota, Metazoa, Arthropoda, Insecta, Diptera, Muscidae. Bases 94 to 5259 code for a protein of 1721 amino acids. Gene Ontology annotation, molecular function: protein binding.